UUCUUCUCUCUAGUAGCUAACAAGAGAGACACAGAUAUACGUAUGCUGAGUUUCUGUAGUAUGAGUGUUACUUCUCUUUUGAGAAUGUAUUGGUGCACAGGAAUAGUGGCGCGAGUGGUAGGGGCAUGAUCGAGGAUGCCAGUCUUCUCCGGGACACGGAUCCGGAUAGGAUACUUGCUGAUCUUUCAUCUCUCAUCGUCAUCGGGAUCGUGAAAAAAAAAGAAGAAAAAGAGGAAGAAGAAGAAGAAGAAGAAGAAGAAGAAGAAGAAAGAAAAAAAGUUUCUACGUUCAGUUAAUUUGGAAGGAUGGAGUUGAAGGUCGAGGAUUCGUGACCUCCUUCCUUUUUUUUCUCUUAACGACGGGAGAAAAGAUGAAGAACUGUCAUAUCUGCAAAAACCAAAACUUCGUCAACACAAAGACCGAGUUGGAGACGGACAGCGAAUGUUCGGAUAGCAUGAUCUGCUCGACCAACCACAACAACAACAACAAUAACAACAACAACCACAACAAUAACAACAACAACAACAAUAUUCACAGUGCCAAUAACAACAAUAAUAAUAAUAAUACUCAGAAUCAUAAUAAUAACAACAACAACAACAACAACAAUAACAACAAUCAUGGGCCUGGUAAGAAAGGAAACAAUGCAAGCGCAAUGGCGAAGAGUGCUAUAGUUGUUGGGGGUAGUAUUGGUGCUAAAGAAAAUGGUCAACAACAGGAUGGCAUGGAAAUGGAUUGUGGUGGUUGCGGAGAAAGUGUCCGAGAACGUACCGUACUAUGUGUUGGGGGUCGUACAUGGCAUUCGAGAUGCCUCAAGUGUUGCGCUUGUGCCAGACCUCUUCAUGAUCAACAUUCCUGUUUUCUUCGGGGGAUGAGACUCUAUUGUCGACACGAUUACGCCCUAACAUUCGGUGCUAAGUGCGCGAAAUGUGGGCGAAGUGUAGGCGCAGGUGAUUGGGUUAGGAGAGCCCGUGAAAGGGUUUAUCAUUUGGCCUGUUUUGCCUGUGACGCUUGUUCACGUCAAUUAUCGACCGGUGAACAAUUUGCUCUGUUGGAUGCACGAUUAUUAUGUAAGGCACAUUAUCUCGAUGUAGUCGAGGGAAACAAUACUUCUUCCUCCGAAGAUUGUGAUUCCGAACACGGUGGAAAGGGUAGUAAGACGAAGAGAGUGAGAACCACAUUCACUGAGGAACAACUCUCUGUAUUACAAGCGAAUUUUCAAUUGGAUAGUAAUCCCGAUGGUCAGGAUCUCGAAAGGAUAGCACAUGUAACUGGAUUAAGUAAGAGGGUCACACAAGUAUGGUUUCAAAAUUCAAGAGCAAGACAAAAGAAGCACAGCGGCAAAAUCAAAACCCAAAUGCAUCAUUCACCGCCAAUGCAACAUCAUCCGACGGAAUUGUAUCCCAGUAGUGUGAAUGUGGUCGGAGCAUACCUAGGUGGUUAUCAAGGUGGCAGUGCAGGAAGUGAAAGUCCCGGAAGUCCAUUAACCCCACUGACACCAAUGACACCCUUAACACCAACUACCCCGACUCAUCACCAGCCACAAUUUUGUCAUCAAACGGGAUAAAAAUCUGCUCGAUACUGGCAGAUCUUUUUUAUGUGUACAUAGAAUUAAAAAAAAGAAAAGAAAGAAGAAAAUAAAAAAAAAAGAGAGAGGAAAAGAAAAUGAGAAGAUGAGAUUAAAUAAAAACAAACAAACAAAAAAUGAUCGGUCGUAGAAUAUGAUCGGUCGGUAGUUUAGUAACAUAAACGAGCUUUUAAUCUUUAUUUAUUCGACGUCAGCGAUUUAAAUCGGUGCAAAUUUCCGACGAAAAAAUAAAAAAGAAGAGAAACAAGAAAAAAGAAAUCGGACUUCCUGUUAUCCUUUAUUAAUGUUAAAAAGAAAGAAAGGAAAAAGAAAAACGCGGGAAAUGUACGAUUAUUAAUUAAAUCGGGUUUUAAAAUAAACGAUGCGUAAAUAUACGUACAUGUAAAUUUGCUUUCAUAUUUUUUAUAUCUAUCGUUAUCGAAAAGAUUUGAAAGAUGAAAGGAUUGUAAAUAAAUAAAUUUUCCGUUCCCUCUUUCUUUCUCUCCUCCGACCCCCUCACUCUCAACCCCCUUUCUACUAUCAUUCACGUUCGAACUUUUUUGUACAUAAACAAAAUUUUUAGGAAUAAUGUGCGAUCAUUAUACGUAUGAUAACGUUCUUGCACAUUCAUUAUUGCAAUAUUGUAAGCCGUACUGUUAAUAAUAAAAAUGUCUUUUGCUGUUAUAAAUAUA
Vespula vulgaris is the source of this 2256-nucleotide messenger RNA. RefSeq names its product LIM/homeobox protein Awh-like. Bases 371 to 1564 code for a protein of 397 amino acids. Gene Ontology annotation, molecular function: RNA polymerase II transcription regulatory region sequence-specific DNA binding; DNA-binding transcription factor activity, RNA polymerase II-specific. Lineage: Eukaryota; Metazoa; Arthropoda; Insecta; Hymenoptera; Vespidae. The transcript has 6 exons. Gene Ontology annotation, biological process: neuron differentiation; regulation of transcription by RNA polymerase II. Gene Ontology annotation, cellular component: nucleus. The record is from RefSeq and is a predicted model, not a curated record.